Messenger RNA from Adineta ricciae, 2694 nucleotides. The record is from the annotation of a GenBank genome assembly. Lineage: Eukaryota; Metazoa; Rotifera; Eurotatoria; Adinetida; Adinetidae.
AUGUAUCAGUUUAUUUUUAAUAUUCUUAUUUUCAAUUUCUUGUUACUGGCUAUUGUCAGUGCAUCAAAUGAAUACAAUCAUCAACAAGCAAGACAAAUCGGCCGAGAGCUACUCGUUGAUCAACGUGGUGGAACUUCGUACAAGACAAUUGCCUCUGCAGUCUCUUCAGCUGUUCCUGGCGAUAAAAUUAUAUUAGCUAAAGGCAGUGGUCCUUACCGGGAAACGCUCAAUAUUAGAAAAUCCGGUACGGCUACAGCUCCGAUUAUAGUUGAAGGUAAUGGUGAGACGAUCACUGGUUUCGAUCCAAUGCCUUUCACAUUCAAUGAUAACGUUUGGAUGUACACACUUUCAAAACCAUUCGAGACAGCACCAGCUGUUAUUACAUGGUAUGGGCGACGUAUUCUUCAAGAUCAAAACACUGGCGAAUUUAUUGGGCCAAUCAAAUUGCGAACGGAUGGAAAAACUCUCGAACUUACUUCUGGUACGUCGGCGGAAGGUUGGGAAAUCUCUACUCGUCUUUUUGUUGUUGCUCUUAAUGGCGUUUCCCAUCAUAUCUAUCGCAAUAUAAUUGCCACCGGUAGUCUCAAUGACGGCUUUAAUCUUCACGGAGAUGGUAAUAACAUCAUAUUCGAGAAUAUCGCUGGUUACAACAAUCUUGACGAAGGUUUCUCUUCACACGAAACAAUCUCUUGUACGAUUACUAACGGUCGUUUCUGGGCUAAUGACAACGGUAUUGCCAAUGUUCAUAAUAGUGUGACAAACAUCACUAAUGUUAUGAUACAUGAUAAUGUUGGCUAUGGUCUGUGGCUUCCUGACAAUACCACAAGCAACUUAGUUGAUAUUCGUGUCUGGAACAAUGGUGCUGCUCAGAUUCGUCUCAAUGGUCGUGCGACAGGUACAGCUACUCGAGUUUCUGUAUGGAAAUCAUCAUGGAGUUCACCACCUUGGCGUCGUUACAUGGAAUCUAAAGUCGUUAAGAAUACGACAACACUAGAUGGUAAUGCCGCUUACACGUCAGUUCCGUUUUGGACGGGAAAAUCCGAAAUCAUGAAUAUAUCCACUAUGCCUAUCCCCGUUAAUCCAACAGCGAAUAGCACUGUACCUAGCAUCGCAGUCUUGAUUCAGAACGCUAUUACAACUAGUCGUUCAUUUGUAGUUCUCCCAGCAGGAAUUCAUCGCCUCACAGAUCAAAUAAACAUUCGUAAUGCCACUAAUCUCGAAAUAGACGGUACUGGUACGACUCUAAUUAUGACUAACCGUAAACGCAGUAUUCUAUCUAUUUCAAAAGCGAAUAAUUUAGUCAUUCGAGGUUUAACAUUCGAUUAUGAUCCACUUCCCUUUACUCAAGGCACAAUCACUGCUGUCACAUUGAGUUCGAUUACAUUUAAAGUGCAUGAUGGAUAUCCUGAUCUCGAUAAUGGCUUUGGUUCAACACCACCGGCACAUUUGUUCAAACCAGAUGGUCGACGACAUCCACAUGCUUAUGAUUUCUAUAAACCUUCUUUAAAAAUCAUUACGAAUCGUACGGGUACUUUAAUCAAGACCGGUCCUAACUGGCCGGUAACCCUUGCUAUUGGUGAUUUUGUUGCUUUGGAUCGUCGUGAAACUGAUGCGACGAAUGCUGUUAAUAUCUUUGAUUGUAUUGGCUCAGUGACGUUUGAAUAUAUCGUCAUGCUCAGUUCGCCUUGUCUUAGUUUUGUUGGUCGUUAUAAUCUCGAUGUUGUUAACUUCCGUCGGGUUACUUUACGACCUGGUUCAGUACCAAUUGGUGCCAUUCAAUCACGUCUUCUUUCCACAAAUGCUGACGCAAUCAACUUUGCAUAUUGCCGUAAAGGACCACGAAUAGAAAAUUGUGACAUAUCUCAUCAAGGUGAUGAUUCUCUUAAUGUACAUGGACCUUUUCUCAAGAUUACAAGUGUACUCUCGAACACACGCUUUCAGUUUACCCAUCCACGUCCUUAUUCCUUCCUCCAUCCUACAAAGACUGGUGAUACUGUACGUCUACAUGCUAAUGGCAGCUUCAACUUGAUCGGAAUGGCGAAAUUUGCUUCUUACAGGUUAGUGAAUACGAGUGACGAAGUCACUACAUAUGAAAUCAAUCUUUUAACUUCACCUACCACCCAUCUUGCUGUGGAUCAAUGGUUUGACAUUCCUGAAUUGAAUAGUCCUGAUUAUAUUGUUCGUGAUAGUUAUUUUCAUGAUCAUCGUGCACGUGGUUUGCGUCUCAUGGCGAGCAAUGGUCUCAUCGAACGAAAUCGCUUUGAACGUCUUACCAAAUGUGCUAUUUCAGUCGGUCCCGAAUUUGGAUACUGGCGCGAAGCAGGUUGGGUCAAUAACGUCACAAUUCGAAAUAAUAACAUCAGUUACAUCGGUGUAGAUAUAAGUUUAUCAGCAACAGGUAGUAUCACACCCGGUGCUAUUAGUAUCUUUGUUCACACAGACAAACAAUUAACACCCUAUCCAAAUAAUCAUAGCAAUCUUAUUAUUGAAAAUAACGCCAUUCAAGAAAUAUCAGUCGCUGGUAUUCAUGCUUAUGCUGUCAAUGGUCUUCUUGUACGUAAUAACACACUUUUUCAUACAAAUCUUAUUCGUGGUCAGGGUACAGAUUCAUCUACUGGUCUCGUCACUACUGGGCCAAUUUCAGUUUCUGCUGCUGUUAAUGUCACUCUUGAAGACAAUUAUAUUCUCCAAUAA